AUGUCGCACUCAAUUCCCGACCAGGAGGGCAACGCCACGCCCGAGGACGCGAUCGAGUACAAGGACAUGCCGCCUCACCGAUGCAUUCCCAGCCAAGAGCACAAGCUUCGGAUCAAGUUUCCUCGCGGCAAAUUCACUCAUACUAUCGAGGAGGCCAGUCCUGAGGUGUCAGCUCGUUUCCCCGAGGGCAAGAGGAAAGGCCGAUGCAUUGUGACCGUCAAGCUUCACAGCGAUGCGCGUGUCUCGGUCUUGGCAUUCGGCAUUCCAUUUGCCAACCAUGCUGACCCCGAGGUUGAUGGCUGGGUCAACAAGAACACGCCAAUCAUCGACAAGACCACCACCACAUUGGACAGCGACAAAAGGCGAGAACAAGGAGGACAAUAA
Molecule: messenger RNA, 384 nt
Organism: Colletotrichum higginsianum IMI 349063
Lineage: Eukaryota; Fungi; Ascomycota; Sordariomycetes; Glomerellales; Glomerellaceae
Product: DNA helicase
Exons: 2
Coding region: 1-384 (127 amino acids)
Source: RefSeq, a predicted model, not a curated record